Messenger RNA from Theobroma umbraticum, 1739 nucleotides. Its product is annotated as UDP-Glycosyltransferase superfamily protein. The record is from RefSeq and is a predicted model, not a curated record. Lineage: Eukaryota; Viridiplantae; Streptophyta; Magnoliopsida; Malvales; Malvaceae.
GUCCCAUUCUAUGAAUCUAUGAAGCAAAAACACCCCUCUCUCUAACCUUGCAUCACAUCACAAUCCCCCCAAUAGGAAGAAAAAGAAAAGAAGAAAGAAAUGGCCUUCUACAGCAAACCCAAGAAGCCCCAUCUCAUCUCUUUCCACUCCAAUCUCAAUCUGUGCACGACUCUUUUCUUCCUACUUGUCUUCACCGUUCCCUUGUUUCUCCUCCACACCUGCACCUACUCCCUCUGCACCACUUUUGCCCCAAACAACGUCAGCUCUUGGUCAGGUGACCUUAGAAAGGCUGAAUUUGCGUGGAACCGGCUUCCUUUCACCCAUAUUCAACCCCCGCCAAUCAGACUCAGUCGCUGUUUUCUCCCGAAAAUGCCUAUCGGCACCACCCCAGGCGGCAUGGAGCGCCAUGCCUACACCUUGCACACCGCUCUAGCUCGCCGUGGUCACCAAGUUCAUGUAUUUACAUCCCCUGUUGAUGAUGGAAAAGCUCACCCUGAUACCCCGACCUCUUCUGCUAACUCCCCACGAAUUCACUGCCACGAAGGUGAAGUUGGUAAGUGGCGAUACAACAAGGCUUGGGAGCUCUUCAAUGAAGAGAACCAGCGUGGACCAUUCGACGUCAUUCAUUCCGAAAGCGUGGCUCUUCCUCAUUGGUUGGCUCGCAAUCUUAAGAAUCUUGCUGUUUCAUGGCAUGGCAUAGCCCUCGAAAGCUUACAAUCAAGUAUUUACCAAGAUUUAACUCGUAAGCCCAAUGAACCGAUGUCGCCUGCUUUUAACGUGAGUUUAUAUGGAGUUGUCCCAAAAGUGCUUAACGAAAUAAGGUUCUUCCACAACUAUGCCAAUCAUGUUGCAAUCAGUGAUAGUUGCGGGGAGAUGUUGAGGGAUGUGUAUCAGAUUCCUAGGAAAAGAGUCCAUGUCAUCCUCAAUGGUGUUGAUGAAAAUGGUUUUCGAAACGACUUAUCCUUAGGCCGUGACUUCCGGUCGAGGAUUGGUGUCCCCAGAAAUGGUAGUUUGGUGCUAGGUGUAGCGGGAAGAUUGGUGAAGGAUAAAGGGCAUCCUUUGCUUUAUGACGCUUUCUCCAAGCUCAUAAGAAAGCACCCUGGUGUGUAUUUGCUCGUUGCUGGGUCUGGACCAUGGGAGCAACGAUACAAGGAAUUAGGCCCUCGCGUACUAGUUUUGGGCUCUAUGGCUCCAUCCCAACUCAGGGCUUUUUACAAUGCAAUCGAUAUUUUUGUGAAUCCAACACUCAGGCCUCAAGGGUUAGACCUCACUCUUGUGGAAGCAAUGAUGAGCGGAAAACCGGUCAUGGCAUCGAGGUUUCCAAGCAUUCAAGGCAGUAUUGUUGUUGAUGAUGAGUUGGGGUUCAUGUCUCCCAAUGUGGACUCGUUGUUGGACAUUAGAGAGGGUGGUGAGGGAAGGUCCAAGAGGCUAGCGCAAAGGGGAAAGGCAUCGCGGGAGUAUGCAGCUUCUAUGUUUACGGCAAGCAAGAUGGCUCUGGCAUAUGAAAGAUUGUUUCUUUGUAUCAAAAACGACACAUUUUGCGUCUAUCCUUAGGAUAUAGUUCUAUGCAGUAGUAGCGUUAGUGCAUUCUUUUUUAGUUCUAGUUCUAGUAAAAAUUCAUAACUUUCAACCUUGCAUUCAUCUAAAAGAAUGAGGAACAAUACUGUAUUUGUAUGCUAUCAGCAAGUAUCGACUCAAUAAUAAUGUUGGCACUUUGGUCUGAGCCCAAACAAAAGAGA